Molecule: messenger RNA, 2771 nt
Organism: Myripristis murdjan (pinecone soldierfish)
Lineage: Eukaryota; Metazoa; Chordata; Actinopteri; Holocentriformes; Holocentridae
Gene: lrfn5b
Product: leucine rich repeat and fibronectin type III domain containing 5b
Exons: 6
Coding region: 369-2771 (800 amino acids)
Molecular function (GO): protein binding
Source: RefSeq, a predicted model, not a curated record
AGAGCCAUACCGGGACCCUUCAGGUUACAUUAAAUUUCUUUUUACAGACAAGCUACGCUGAGCUGCAUUUGUCCGUGAGAAUUUAAUGGUGGAAGGUAUCGGGAAGGAGCCGUCCUUUAUCUGUUGGUCAUGGAUUUCUUGAAGGGCAUCGGCGGUUUCGCAGGCCGUCACACGCUGCUGUAAGGAGCCAAGACGCGCGUUUUCGGGACACCUGAAUUAUCUCCAAGAGGCACCGUCGGUCCUAUUUUAGACGAGGCUCUUUCAGUAUGCUCUUAGCACAACUGGAAGGAAAAAAGCUCCAUAUCACCCUCCAUUGAACUGGGUUGAUGUUCCAUCUGCAAGGUGUAUUAACCUGACUGGAAAGCCAAAUGGAGUCUCUCCUGGUUUAUCUGAUAGUCCUCGGCAUGGCUGUGAAGGCCCACAAAGUUCAGAUCUGCCCCAAACGCUGUGUCUGCCAGGUGCUUAACCCCAACCUGGCAACGCUAUGUGACAAAAAGGGGCUGCUCUUUGUGCCGCCGAACAUUGACAGGCACACAGUGGAGAUGCGUCUGGGUGAUAACUUUGUAACCAGCAUAAAACGUAAAGACUUUGCUAAUAUGACCAAGCUGGUGGACCUGACCCUUUCUCGCAACACUAUCGGCUCCAUCGCGCCCCAUGCCUUCAAAGACCUGGAGAACCUACGUGCCCUUCACCUUGAUAGCAACCGGCUUACACGCAUUACCAAUGACACAUUCAGCGGCAUGUCCAAGCUGCACCACCUCAUCCUCAAUAACAACCAGCUGACCCAUAUCCACAUCGGAGCCUUCAAUGACCUCACAGCCCUGGAAGAGCUGGACUUGUCCUACAACAACUUGGAAAGUGCUCCAUGGGUGGCCAUUCAGAGGAUGUCCAAUCUCCACACCCUCAACUUGGACCACAACAUGCUCAGCUACAUUCCAGAGGGAACUUUCUCCGGCCUGCAGAAGCUCAAGAGGCUGGACGUGACCUCCAACAAGCUCCAGAAGCUUCCUCCUGACCCAGUUUUCCAACGGGCCGGGGUCCUGGCCACGUCAGGGAUAAUGGGCCCUACAUCGUUUGCAUUGAGCUUUGGGGGGAAUCCACUGAGGUGCAACUGUGAGCUGCUAUGGCUGAGGAGGCUGCGGAGGGAGGAUGAUCUGGAGACCUGUGCCUCCCCACAACACCUAGCUGGACGCUACUUCUGGACUGUUUCAGAGGAAGAGUUCCUGUGUGAGCCUCCUCUCAUCACCAGGCACUCCCAGGAGCUGCGAGCAUUGGAGGGUCAGAGUGUGACUCUGCGCUGUAAGGCCCGGGGCGACCCAGACCCUAUUAUCCACUGGAUUGCCCCUGACGGACGCCUUAUGUCCAACUCCUCCAGGGCUGUGGUCCACAGCGAUGGCACACUGGACAUCCUCAUCAGCACUGUCAAGGACUCUGGUUCCUUCACCUGUGUAGCCUCCAACCCGGCUGGAGAGGCCCAGCAGACGAUGGAGCUGGUCAUUGCUAAACUCCCCCAUAUCACCAACAACACGAUUAUAGACCAGGAGCCCGACCCCGGAUCAUCAGAUAUCGCCACGGUGACCAAGACAGGGACGGGAGCAGAGGCGGCAGGCGUGCCUCUGGGGAACGCAAAGACCAGUCAAGAGAAGAAAGUCGUAAUUGCUGAGGCUACCUCCACCUCGGCCCUGGUCAGGUUUAACUUCCAGAGGAGUAUUCCUGGAAUCCGCAUGUUCCAAAUCCAAUACAACGGCACCUACGAUGAUUCACUCGUCUACAGGAUGAUUCCCCCGACCAGUAAGAACAUCCUGAUAAACAACCUGGCGGCUGGCACACAGUAUGACCUGUGUGUGCUGGCCAUCUAUGAUGACCAGGUGACUUCACUGACUGCCACCAGGGUGGUCGGUUGUGUGCACUUCACCACAGAGCCGCAAUACCUGAGGUGCCACUUCAUGCAGUCCCAAUUUCUCGGCGGCACCAUUGUGGUUAUCAUUGGAGGGAUUAUUGUGGCCUCAGUGCUCGCCUUUAUCAUCUUCCUCAUUGUGCGCUACCGGGUCUGUAACCAAGGAGACGUUGAUAAGGCACUAGAGAUGGGGGAUAUCCGGUCACUGAGCAGUGAUGGGCAGCUACAAGGCUGUGGGAUCCCCAAAUCCCUGUCGAAGCAGGUCCUCCGACCGGAGAAGAAUGACAAAGACUGUCUGAGAGUUGCCCUGCCGCCCCCGGAGUCAGCCAAGCAGCGACUGCCAGUCAUGGUAACCGCCACCAAACCCUCCAUCCCUGACUGCACUGUCUCUACCUCUGCUGCCAGCCACAGCUGGCACCCGGCCUCCCCAGGCACCCUGAGGCCCAAACGUUCCAUCGCUCCCUCAAAACCCUCUGAGACCCGCCGAGCUGAAGCUCAGGCAGAUGUUGAGCUAGAUAACAUGAACCGGAAUAACUCCUCAGAGGUUAAAAUGGCCACCACUGUCACAGUGGCUGUACCUGGCCAACCCACCAAAUGGACUGCUGUUCCCAGGGGUCCACGGCCCCAACAGGCCCCCCGCCAUUACAUGACUGUGCCUGCAGGGGGUGUGAGGGUGAACCGCAGGCACUCCCUGAAUGUGGACACGUAUAAAGAGCGCUACUAUGUAGCGUACCCCAAAGCUGGGGGCAGUUUGCGCUCCAAAAGGAGCCUGUCAAUGAGUGGAGAACUGCCGCAGCUCGAGAGCACAACAAACAUUCGCCAGGCCAGGGACAAGCUCUCCAGGUCUGAGUGGCUUCUAGAGAGCACUUUAUGA